AUGGGGGGGCUGACCAGGAACCCAGCUUCCUGCUCAGUACCCAGGCAUCUAGCCCCUGGCUCACCCCCACCCCUUCCAGCCCCCACUCCCCUCAGGAACCUAGGGUUCCAGCCCUCCUACCAAAUCCCAGCUACCCCUCCCCCCAUCAGUUUCUCCGCCCCAAGGGGAUGGAGGCCGAGAGACCCCAGGAAGAAGAGGAAGGUGACCAGGGUCAGGGCCCCCAUCAGGAUGAGCUUGACUGGCCCCCUGUGAACACCACCGCUCGGCCGUGGCGAUCUGCUCCUCCAUCCCCUCCUCCUCCAGGAACCUGCCACACAGCCCUGGGGCCCCGCUCCGCCUCCCUGCUUUCCCUACAGACUGAGCUCCUUCUGGAUUUGGUGGCUGAGGCCCAGUCCCGCCACCUAGAGGAGCAGAGAGCCACCUUCCACAUCCCCCAGAACCUCCCAAGCAUAGCCCCAGCCCCACUCCGGCCUCUUGAGGACAGAGAACAGCUCUACAGCACUAUCCUCAGUCACCAGUGCCAGCGGUUGGAAGCCCAGCGGUCAGAGCCUCCCCUACCCCCAGGGGGACAGGAGCUCCUGGAGUUGCUGCUGAGAGUUCAGGGUGGGGGUCGAAUGGAGGAGCAAAGGUCCCAGCCCCCCACACAUACCUGCUGAGACUUGAGCCCACCCC
Molecule: messenger RNA, 672 nt
Organism: Odobenus rosmarus divergens (Pacific walrus)
Lineage: Eukaryota; Metazoa; Chordata; Mammalia; Carnivora; Odobenidae
Product: G-protein-signaling modulator 3-like
Exons: 1
Coding region: 168-656 (162 amino acids)
Source: RefSeq, a predicted model, not a curated record